GUGCACAGUACACUGAGCAUGUGCAGUGCCACUGACACUCAAAACAUGGCAAGAUGACAAGCUCCUAUGGACAGCUUUAAAGCCAGGGAUCAUAACUGCUAUUGGGCUGUGAUAACUCUGUGCUGGUACAGGAUGUUCAGUAAAUUAAGUAAAAAGUACAGUAAUUCUAUUUUUUUUCUCAUUUUUAUACUUUAGUUCCUUAAGGGUUUGUUUUGAAAAUGGAACAUUUGUAGCCAGACAUACAAUACAGAGGGACUUUUAUCAGAAGGGAAGAGAAAAUUCCCCGGCAACAGACAGAAAACCACUAGCAGAUAAUGUUUAUAUAGUCAAAUAGUCAUUCCUUUGGAGAAUUGUUUGGCCAAUGUGGAAUACCAAUUGUUCUUAAAGAACUGGAGAAGUUCGACCUGAUCAAUAUCAUCCAGAAUAAGCUACGCACAAAGAUUUCCAGAAGACAGAAGAGCCAAAUCCUUUUAGCGAUGGGUCCGUUCAGUUUACCUAAUGAAACCGAGCCAGAUAAUGAGACUUUAGCAAUGCUGGAGAACAAAUACAUUGCAGUUACUCUGCCUGUAGCCUACUCUAUUGUGGCUUUAAUAGGCAUCCCAGGCAAUCUAUUCUCCCUUUGGAUUUUAAUGUUUCACACCAGACCUAUAACAUCUUCAGUAAUUCUGAUGAUCAAUUUAAGUAUAACUGACCUGGUCCUUGCUGCUUUCCUUCCAUUUCAAGUCAUUUAUCACAUCUUGAUGAACAACUGGAUCUUUGGCACACACCUGUGUACUCUGGUGACUGUGCUCUACUAUGCAAAUAUGUACUCUUCCUUAUUAACAAUCAUGCUAAUUAGCAUUGAGCGCUACCUUGGUGUGGUCCACCCAAUGAAGUCUGGAAUGUGGAGGCGAAAAAGAUAUGCUAUCGCAGCUGUUAUUAUCAUUUGGAUUUUAGUGAUGUUCAUAUUGUAUCCAAUGUUUACAACGGACUUGACCUAUGAUGUGAAGCAUCUGAAAAAACUAACAUGCUUUGAUGUUCUUAAAUGGAAAAUGUUACCAGACCUAAUGGCCUGGGCAGCCUUCAUCAUUUGUCUUUUUGUGUUUUACUUCUUGAUUCCUCUUAUAGUGACUGUGAUUUGCUAUGUUCUAAUUAUACUGAAACUGGUUCAGACUUCUAACAGAUAUGGAAGUGGACAAGAACGAAGGUCAAUACACCUUGCACUAAUGGUUCUUCUGGUGUUUAUCACAUGCUUUGCUCCCAGCAAUUUCAUACUUCUGGUUCAUGCAAUUAAUCGUUUGUUCUACAACAAAAGUUACUAUCAUGCCUACAAACUCUCACUCACCACGAGCAGCUUAAGUAGUUGCCUUGAUCCAUUUCUUUACUAUUUCGCUUCAAAGGAUUUUCGCAAGAAAGCCAAAGAAGUCUGGGCCAAAAAAGUAAGACAGACUGAGCCUUAUGAAACAAGAAGGAGCAGCAUAUUCUCUGCUUUAUCAGGAAAGUCCAUGACAUUCUCGAGUGGACACAAAGAAGUCUUUGAGAAUGGAAGCACCCAUCGCAGCUGUGAACGGCAGGAAAGCGAUGUUUAGGUGGUAGAGCCAUAACCUUGGAGGACACUCCUAUAACUGGGAAGCCAGAGAUGCCUGAUCACAAAACUGUACAAAAUAACCAUAGACUGAAAUCUCAGGGGAUCAGGAUUUUUACACUGUAUUCAGGCAUACUUUAGGAAAACCGUUGAAAAAAUACUGUAAUGUAGGGUGUGCCAAGGAAAACCUCACCACCUGUACUGAACAAUUCAUUCACAAUGGUAGUAGCUGUUUAUGAAGGAAUGUUUUUUGUAUGAUGGGCGAAUUUAUUUGCCAGGCGCGAAUUUGCGGCGAAUUUGCACGAUUUGCCGCCAGCGAAUAAAUGCACGAAACGCACGUGAAAAUUCGUGGCGCCGUUUUGCGAAUUCGCCCAUCACUAUUUAUAAUGUGUAAACAAUGUGCUUUUUUUUCUUUCUUUUAUAUCAGAUAUGCAGAAGAUACCAGUGACUUAUUUAGAACUAUAAUGAAACCUACUGUACAAAGCAUAUAGACAGCAGAUGUUGCCCUUUAUUGACUAGUCUAGCAGACUGAUCUGCUCUGAGUGGUUCAGAUCAGGUCACUUAGCCAAAUCCAACUGUGAAGGCCGGAACUUGAUAGAUCCUCAUCCGCCAUAUAUUAUUCGAACACUUGCUCAAGGGCUGAACACUGAUUUAUUCAGUCUGGCCCAAGAUUUGAUUGUUCUUGAGCCUGGCCAAAAAAAGAGAUGUUUCCAUGUUUCAAAUCAGAUCAUUUUAAAUAUAUUCUAAAAUGUGAGGAACGCGGAAUACGUUUCUUAAUGAUUUUUUAAAAAGAGGCGGAAAUGAAGAAGAAAAAACAACCAAGUAAAGGAACUUAUCUAAGCAGAGUAUAUAUUCGUUUAGAAAUACAACAAAGUAUAUGGACAUCUUGCUUGCUUAGAACACACUUUUCCUGUAUAAAGAUAAAUUUGAUGAAGACUAGGUUUGCUGUAACUUUCCAUGGCAGUGGAGAAUGGCUGAACAGCAGCUCUGUCAUGGCUAAACUACAAAUUUAGAGGAAAGGAACAUUCUUUGCACCUAGUAAGUUAUACAGGUAAGGGAUCCAUUAUCCAGAAACUUGUCAACCAGAAAGCUACAAAUUACAGGAAAGCCUCCUCCCCAGAACUACUUUUUAAUCAGACAUUCUUUUUUCUCUGUAGUAAUAAAACAGUGCCUUGUAUUUGAUCCCAACUAAGAUAUAAAUCCCAACUAAAAAACAAUUAGGGGGUUAUUUAUUAACGUCUGAAUGUCCAAAACUCGAAAAACUCUAGUUUUUUUAACUAUAAAAUCCAAAUUAUUAGUGAAAAGAAAACCUCCAAUUUUUUGUACCCCGAGGAUGGAACCCAAAAAUCCGGCAUCUCAGACCUGCCAAUGUUGUAUAUAAGUCAUUGGAAGAAGUACCGAAGAUACAUUGAUCUGCGCUGGGUUUUGUGCAAAAAUCCUAAGAUCUUCUAGUUUUUGGGUCAAAAAUCUAAAAAUACAAGU
Messenger RNA from Xenopus laevis (African clawed frog), 3046 nucleotides. It is a transcript of the gene p2ry8.L, whose product is annotated as P2Y receptor family member 8 L homeolog. Gene Ontology annotation, molecular function: G protein-coupled receptor activity. NCBI's taxonomy places the organism in Eukaryota, Metazoa, Chordata, Amphibia, Anura, Pipidae. Bases 477 to 1568 code for a protein of 363 amino acids. Gene Ontology annotation, biological process: signal transduction; phospholipase C-activating G protein-coupled receptor signaling pathway; G protein-coupled receptor signaling pathway. Gene Ontology annotation, cellular component: membrane; plasma membrane. The transcript is spliced from 3 exons. The record is from RefSeq and is a predicted model, not a curated record.